AUGAACAACCAGGGUCAGCAAGCGCAGCAGGCGCAGCAGGCGCAGCAGGCGCAGCAGGCGCAGCAAGGCCAACAGCCUGGUCAACCGCAGACCGCCGCACAGGCUGCUCAGUACAAGGCUGCGCUCAUCCAGCAACAGCAGAUCCAAGCCAUGCGUGCUCAAGCGCUCGCGCAGCAGCAGGCUCAACAACAAGGCCAAUCAUCGGCUCAAGUGCAACAGCCGCAGCAACAGCCGCAGCAACAGCCGCACCCCCAGCAGCCACAACAGCAGGCCGCAAAUCUACAGGCUCUCCAUGCGUUGGUACAGAACAACCCACAGGGUCUGGCUGCUUUGGUUCAAGCCGCACGCGAAGGCAGAAUGAGUCCCGACCAGCUCGCUCAGCUCAAAGCGUUUAUAGGCGCCCAUCAGCAACAGCAACAGCAGCAGCAGCAGCAAAACAGGCCGCCCCAGCAGCAGAAUCAGCAACAAGUUCGUCCCCCUCAACAGCAGCAGCAGCAAGCGCAGCCGAACUUGCAACAGCAACAGCAGAUGGCAGCUGCACUCCAACAACAACUGCAGCAACAACAGCAACAGCAACGAAACGCACAAAAUGCUCAACAACAGCAGCAACAGCCUCAACAGCAGCCCCAACAGCAAAACCUUGGACUAGCACGUCCCCCUCAAGGCCCUGCGCAGCCACAGCUGCCCCAAAAUGAGCAGGCUCUGCUGGAGCAAUUCAAUCGCAUUGCACAGCCUCUCAGGAUAAAGGUGCAGGCAUUGGAGAGUGCGCUCAACAAUCCGAACCUGAAACCGGACGAGAGGCAACAGUGCCAGAACGCGUUGCAGGAGACAAGAAAUCAGCAGGCUGCGCUCGCCAAGCAGAUCCAGAUCGUCAGGGAGAGCUUUAGGCUCCAGCAGCAGCAGCAGCAGCAGCCGCAACAACAACAAAGGCAGCAGCAGCCGAUGGGACAACAACAGAUGCCACAAAUGAAUCCUGCGACGGCACAAGCGGGCACACCCCAGCAACAGCAACAGCAGCAGCAGCAAACGGCGAGUCCAGUCGUGCUUCCUACGGCGGCUACGGCGGCCGGAACCCCGGCGACGCCUGUGCCUGUACCACCACCACCAGCAGCAGCAGCAGCGGCGGCGAGCACACCAGCGGCUACGGGAACGCCCAAGACGCAGGCGAAAGCUACACCCAAGGCACCGGCUAAGAGCAAAGCGGCACAGAAAAAGGAAAAGGAAGCCAAGGAGAAGGAGGAAAAGGAAAAGAAAGAAAAGGAGGCCAAGGAGACAAAGGCUGCCAAGGGCGGGGCUAAGGCUAAAGCUGCUGCGGCAGGAGGUACGAGUGCUUCUCCUGCUCCUACUGCUGCUCCUGCUCCCGCUUCUGCUUCUGCUGCGGCUACUGCAAAGGCUUCGCCUGUGACUGGGACGCCAGCCGCCGUGGGAGGGGCUGGAUCUGCUGCUGGUGGAGGCGGUGCUCCUGGGGGUGCAGGCGCGGCGGGGAGCGCUAUGAUGACUCCUACCUCUGGGUCUGCUGGCGCUUCGGCGCCUGCUUCCGGCAGCGUAGCCCCCGGUGCACCGUUGGCGUCUCCCGCCGGCGCUGGCGGUGCGAAUGCGCAAAAUGCGGUGACAGCUAUGUCGACCAACACGGCGGCGUCGUACGCUAACGCUGCCAUCGCACCGGUGCUGAAUGUAAAUGCAACAUGGACACCGGAGCCGUAUCCGAAUGCGAGUGGGCCACGAUCGAGCAUGACGGCCGGGCUGGGCGUGGCGGCUGUGCUGGGUACACCUGCGGUACUGACUCGGCCUACGCCGACGGAAGGAGGCCAAGAGGCUCUAGACGAGCUCUUGGGUCUAUCGGCCAAGACGGCGAGUGUUGGAGCGGAUGAACUGCUCGGCUUGCCCACUGACGAUCCCGAGGUAGCGAGUGCAGCAGCGCUAACAGCGUCGGCGGCGCUGUCGUCUACUGCACUCCCCGCACUCGCGCUCCCGGCACUGCCGCUCUCCUCGACGCACGCCGCGCACGCCUCGGUCUCUACAUCCGGCUCGAUGCUCACCAAACGCAAAAUCUCGGACCUCAUCUCGGAACUCGACUCAAACGAAAAACUCUCCGGUGCCGUCGAAGACCUGCUCCUGGAACUCGCCGACGAAUUCAUCGACAGCGUCACCUCGAUGUCGUGCAAACUCGCCAAACACAGACACGCCGACAAACUAGAAGUCAAAGAUGUCCAGCUACAUUUGGAGAGAAACUGGAACCUCCGAAUCCCCUUUCCAGGUAGCGCCCCCAUCGCCCCGCCCAGAGUCAAGCCAAACCCUGCCCCUGCUGCCAACCCUUUGGCCACCCACAAGUAA
Molecule: messenger RNA, 2334 nt
Organism: Mycosarcoma maydis (corn smut)
Lineage: Eukaryota; Fungi; Basidiomycota; Ustilaginomycetes; Ustilaginales
Exons: 1
Coding region: 1-2334 (777 amino acids)
Biological process (GO): DNA-templated transcription initiation; RNA polymerase II preinitiation complex assembly
Cellular component (GO): SLIK (SAGA-like) complex; transcription factor TFIID complex; SAGA complex
Molecular function (GO): TBP-class protein binding; DNA binding; protein heterodimerization activity
Source: RefSeq, a predicted model, not a curated record